ACAUCUAAGAUUUCAUCUCCCUACUCUUCUAUCUGAUCCCUUUAAUGAACCUUCGGUUCUUUCGUCUUAGUUUUAGAUCAGAAGAGUAGAUCGUUUCUCUUUGGAAUGUUUUCUGAACCAAAUCCGAAUUUCGAUGAUAAAUUGUCCCUUGUAAUUGGUUUUCUGGGAGAAAUUAUCUGUUUUGCUAGCAAUUGAUUAGUAAACCCUCAAAGUUGCGAAUUUGGAAGACAAGUUCCAGGACUGGUGAACUAUAAUAAUUUGGGUUUGCUACGAUGACGCUCGGUGCUCGGCUUAUUGCUCCCAUGAUUAUACUUCUCCUUUUUGUACCGAUUGAAUUAGUUAAAGCGGAAGUCAUUACACUGACACCAGAAACCUUUUCUGACAAGAUUAAGGAGAAAGAUACUGCGUGGUUUGUAAAGUUUUGUGUUCCUUGGUGUAAACACUGCAAGAAAUUGGGGAAUUUGUGGGAAGAAUUGGGAAAAGCAAUGGAGGGAGACGAUGAAAUUGAAAUUGGUGAAGUAGACUGUGGUACUAGCAGAGCUGUUUGCACCAAAGUUGAAAUUCACUCAUAUCCAACAUUUAUGCUAUUUUACAAUGGAGAAGAAGUUUCAAAAUAUAAAGGGAAAAGAGACGUUGAAUCGCUUAAGGCGUUUGUUAUAGAGGAAACUGAAAAGGCAGCAGAAAAAGCGCAGCUUGAAGACAAGGAACUGUGAUACAACUAGUCAGUGAUUAUUAGAACCUGAUACAUUAUUCCCUUUGGUUUUCAGUUUGCCUAUGCAGUUGUGUGACUCUUACUGUUAGUUAGAUAGGCAUGGCUUCAAAAUUCGAUAUCCAGCACGAUGGACGAACAUCUUUGGCUUUAAAGGUUUUUUCACACCACUGUUUUCUAAGAUUUUCAGUUUCCAUUUUAUCUACAGUCAGAUAAGCAAAGGCAGAAGAAGUGCACUUAGUCGAGAUUUCUUACAAGUUUGUGUUGUAUGUUCGUUUUAAGAGCAGCUGCAGACAAAAGUUCUUGCUUUGAAAUUUCAUAUUCAGUUGAUUGUCAGUACUAA
This is a messenger RNA of Arabidopsis lyrata subsp. lyrata, 1052 nucleotides long. Its product is annotated as protein disulfide-isomerase 5-1. Gene Ontology annotation, cellular component: endoplasmic reticulum. Gene Ontology annotation, molecular function: protein disulfide isomerase activity. NCBI's taxonomy places the organism in Eukaryota, Viridiplantae, Streptophyta, Magnoliopsida, Brassicales, Brassicaceae. The record is from RefSeq and is a predicted model, not a curated record. Bases 273 to 713 code for a protein of 146 amino acids. Gene Ontology annotation, biological process: protein folding. The transcript has 5 exons.